ACUCUCUCGGCAACUAUAAAUAAACGAAGCCAUGGAUUCAGGGAUCAGAGUAUCAGACAAGUGUGGAAACAAGAAGCCCUGCGUCCUCUGCUUCUCCUUUCAACGGUUAAGAAAUGGCACGCAAGAAGAUCAGAGAGUACGACUCCAAGAGAUUGUUGAAGGAGCACUUCAAGAGGCUUUUCGGCAGAGAACUACCGAUUAAAUCCGCACAAGUCACUCAAGCAACUGAUUUCAAUGAGCUAGCGGAGAAGGAACCUUGGCUUUUGUCGACGAAACUGGUUGUCAAACCUGAUAUGCUGUUCGGAAAGCGUGGGAAGAGCGGUUUAGUUGCCUUGAAUCUAGAUUUGGCUCAAGUUGCUUCUUUCGUCAAGGAGCGUCUUGGCAAAGAGGUGGAGAUGGGUGGAUGCAAAGGACCUAUAACAACAUUUAUUGUGGAACCUUUCAUCCCACACAAGGAAGAGUUUUACCUCAACAUCGUCUCAGAGCGGCUUGGGAACAGCUUAAGCUUUUCGGAAUGUGGAGGAAUUGACAUAGAAGAGAACUGGGAUAAGGUUAAGACUAUAUUUGUCCCAACAGGAGUGUCUCUUACCUCAGAAUUAUGUGCUCCACUCGUUGCAACCCUUCCUUUGGAGAUCAGGGUAGAGAUUGAGGAGUUUAUCACAAGUGUGUUUGCACUAUUUCAAGACCUGGACUUCACUUUCCUAGAGAUGAACCCUUUUACAUUGGUCAAUGGAAAGCCUUAUCCUUUAGAUAUGAGAGGCGAGUUGGAUGAUACUGCUGCUUUCAAGAACUUCAAGAAGUGGGGAAAUAUUGAAUUUCCAAUGCCAUUUGGAAGAGUUAUGAGUCUGACGGAGAGCUUUAUUCAUGGACUAGAUGAAAAGACAAGUGCAUCAUUGAAAUUCACAGUUUUAAACCCAAAGGGAAGAAUUUGGACUAUGGUAGCUGGAGGAGGCGCUAGUGUCAUCUAUGCAGAUACAGUUGGAGAUCUUGGCUAUGCUUCUGAGCUUGGAAACUAUGCAGAAUAUAGUGGAGCCCCCAAGGAAGAGGAAGUUUUACAGUAUGCCAGAGUUGUGAUUGAUUGUGCAACUUCUGAUCCCGAUGGCCGUAAGAGAGCCCUUGUAGUUGGAGGAGGAAUAGCUAACUUUACUGAUGUUGCUGCCACAUUUAAUGGCAUAAUCCGUGCCUUGAAGGAGAAGGAAUCGAAACUUAAGGCAGCAAGGAUGCACAUUUAUGUGAGGAGAGGGGGUCCCAACUACCAGAGCGGCCUUGCUAAAAUGCGGGCAAUUGGACACCAGAUUGGCAUCCCAAUAGAGGUUUAUGGCCCCGACGCAACAAUGACCGGAAUAUGCAAACAGGCAAUCGAAUGUAUCACUGCAGCUGCAUAAUCAAUUCAAUUCUUGCAGAUUUGUGCCUGUUAUAUUUUACUUUCCAUUCUUGUGACAAGUUUCAGUUGUUGUUUAAAAUCUUCCUUCCAAUUGUACCAGAAACCUUAGAAAAAAAAUGUGAUUUCACAUGCUAAUAGGCCAAAAAUAAUGGUGUCCGAAAUUGUAGAUGUAAUGUGUUACCAUAAUAAAGAGCUUAGAUCGUUACCUCUCUGA
Juglans regia (Persian walnut) is the source of this 1598-nucleotide messenger RNA. Its product is annotated as ATP-citrate synthase alpha chain protein 2. Gene Ontology annotation, cellular component: succinate-CoA ligase complex. The record is from RefSeq and is a predicted model, not a curated record. The coding region runs from base 114 to 1385 and encodes 423 amino acids. The transcript has 13 exons. Gene Ontology annotation, molecular function: succinate-CoA ligase (ADP-forming) activity. Lineage: Eukaryota; Viridiplantae; Streptophyta; Magnoliopsida; Fagales; Juglandaceae. Gene Ontology annotation, biological process: tricarboxylic acid cycle; succinyl-CoA metabolic process.